UUCUUUUCUUCCGGGAAGAAGGAGUUGCUUAUAUGUUCACAGGAAUGCAUAUACACACACACACACACACACACACAAUGAUCUCUUUAGGUAGAGAAAUACUUGCAGGAGUGUCAGAAAACUGGGCUGUAAUGUUUUUUCAACAUUAUUAUUUGACCUGUUACUCAAGAUGCGAUGAUUCCGUAUCUCAAAGAAACACAGAGAAAUACUAAAAAACUACUUUACGUUCAAAAGACUUUCGGUUUGAGUAAGUGAACAAAACGGCGCUUCCUUUCCAAGACUGGCUAGUUUCUUCCCUAACAAACCAACUUCCGGGAUACGUUAAGAACCUUCUUCAGACUUCCAUUUCCGUUGGCUUGUUGCCCUGGGAACAAGAACACUCAACAACCUUGACAGUUAUGGCGGGGCUGAGCAGCUCACAGAUCCCCGACGGUGAGUUCACGGCGGUGGUGUACAGGCUCAUCCGCGACUCCCGCUACUCCGAGGCGGCCCAGCUGCUGGGCGCAGAGCUGCAGAGGAGCCCCCGGAGCCGCGCCGGGCUGUCGCUGCUGGCCUACUGCUACUAUCGCCUGCAGGAGUUCGAGCUUGCUGCAGAGUGCUAUGAGCAGCUGAGCCAGAUGCACCCCGAGCUCGAGCAGUACCGCCUGUACCAGGCCCAGGCGCUCUACAAGGCCUGCCUGUAUCCGGAGGCCACCCGGGUCGCCUUCCUCCUGGACAACCCCACCUUCUAUAGCCGGGUCCUUCGCCUACAGGCAGCUAUCAAGUACAGCGAGGGGGACCUGCCAGGAGCCAGGAGCCUGGUGGAGCAGCUGCUGAGUGGGGAAGCUGGAGAAGACAGUGGAGGGGAGAAUGACCCAGAUGGUUUAGUUAACCUGGGUUGUCUGCUCUACAAGGAGGGACACUAUGAAGCUGCCUGUGGCAAGUUCUUUGCAGCUUUGCAGGCUUCUGGCUACCAGCCUGAUGUAUCUUACAACCUGGCUUUAGCUUGUUACAGCAAUAGGCAUUAUGCCCCUGCUCUCAAGCAUAUCGCCAAUAUCAUUGAGCGAGGCAUCCGUCAACACCCAGAACUAGGUGUGGGCAUGACCACCGAAGGCAUUGAUGUUCGCAGUGUUGGCAACACUGUGGUCCUCCACCAGACUGCUCUGGUCGAAGCCUUCAACCUCAAAGCAGCCAUAGAGUACCAGCUCAGAAACUAUGAGGCAGCCCAGGAAGCCCUCACUGACAUGCCACCCAGGGCAGAGGAAGAGUUGGACCCCGUGACCCUGCACAACCAGGCCCUGAUGAACAUGGAUGCCAGGCCUACAGAGGGGUUUGAAAAGCUCCAGUUUCUGCUCCAGCAGAACCCCUUCCCCCCAGAGACCUUUGGCAACCUGCUGCUGCUGUACUGCAAAUAUGAGUAUUUUGACCUGGCCGCUGAUGUCCUAGCAGAAAAUGCCCACUUGACCUACAAGUUCCUCACACCCUACCUCUAUGACUUCUUGGAUGCCAUGAUCACUUGCCAGACAGCUCCUGAAGAGGCUUUUGUUAAACUUGAUGGGCUAGCUGGCAUGCUGACUGAGCAGCUCCGGAGACUCACUAAACAAGUUCAAGAAGCAAGACAUAACAGAGAUGAUGAAAUUGUCAUAAAGGCUGUGAAUGAAUAUGAUGAAACUCUUGAGAAGUAUAUCCCUGUCCUGAUGGCCCAGGCGAAAAUCUACUGGAAUCUUGAA
Messenger RNA from Psammomys obesus (fat sand rat), 1709 nucleotides. RefSeq names its product tetratricopeptide repeat protein 30A2. Gene Ontology annotation, cellular component: intraciliary transport particle B; axonemal microtubule. The annotation marks the transcript as partial. Gene Ontology annotation, molecular function: intraciliary transport particle B binding; protein binding. Gene Ontology annotation, biological process: intraciliary transport. The record is from RefSeq and is a predicted model, not a curated record. The transcript has a single exon. NCBI's taxonomy places the organism in Eukaryota, Metazoa, Chordata, Mammalia, Rodentia, Muridae.